CCCAUUUGCUGUAUUAAUAAAACAAAGAAAUACAUUUAUGAAAAUUAUUCAGGUCACGUGAUAUUUUUUUUGAUAGAUAAAUAUGAUUAUUAUUAUCAGCAGUGUUAUAAAAAAAGAGGUCAAAUUAUUUGUUGAAAACAAUGAGAUAUAUAAAUAAAAUAUAUAAUUAAAAAACGAUUGUCAAUCCAUUUUGGAGAUGGAAAAGAAAGUUUUUAAUGAUGCUGUUCAUGGUCACAUGGAAUUCCAUCCUCUACUUAUCAAAGUCAUUGACACGCCUCAAUUUCAACGUUUGCGUUAUAUUAAACAACUCGGACCUUGUCAUUUUGUUUAUCCAUCUGCUACUCAUACCAGUUUCGAACAUAGUUUAGGAACAUGCUAUUUAGCAACUAAACUGCUUAGAGCGCUUAAAACAACUGACGUUAAAUGGUUCGAUGAAAAAGAUAUACUUCUAGUGUCUUUGGGAGGUCUUUGCAGAAAUUUGGCAAAUGCACCUCUACUUGCUGAUUUUCGAGAGAAAUUUAGACGUGACUUCAAUAUGGAUGAAAAGGAAUUAGCAGUAAAAAUAUUUGAUCAAAUCAUACAAGAAAAUAAUUUACAACAAGAAUUCGAAAAAGAACAAUUUCAAGAGAAGGAUAGAGAAUUUCUUAGAGAUUUGAUUUUAGGUAAAAAAACUGGAGAAUUUACUGAUGUGAAAUUUAGAAAUAGAAAAUUCCUCUAUGAAAUUAUAUGGAAUAAGGAAAGUGGAGUAGAUGUUGAUAGGUUUGAUUACAUUGCAAGGGAUUCUUAUCAUCUUGGAAUUAGAUCAUCAUUUGAUCAUUCUCGUUUUAUUCAAUUCGCAAAAGUUUCCGAAGAUAAAGAUGAUAAAAAUUUUAAAAUAUCUUUAAGAGAAAAAGAGGCAAAGUGCAUUUAUGAAUUAUUCCAUACAAGAUUACAGCUACAUGAGAGAGCUUAUCAGCAUAAAACUUGCAAAGCUAUAGCGUUAAUGAUGUAUGACGCUUUAAUCAUGGCAACGGAUAAUUUUCAAUUGAAAAUAAAGAAUGAAGAAGGAGAAAUUGAAGAAGUAAAACUUGGUGAAAUAUGCCAAAAUGUUGACGCUUUUAAUCAAUUUACUGAUGAGAUAUUUUCAAGAAUACUUUAUUCUACUGACGACAAUUUGAAAGAUGCCCAACAACUUUUAAGGAGAAUCCAUCAAAGGAAACUUUACAGGUGUAUUGUUGAAGUAAGCGAUGAUGAUAAAAUGAAAGAAGUAGAUGAAAUCUUAACUUUUCAUUUAGAAGAUAAAAAAGAAUUACUUACAAAAUACAAAACCAUAUUCAAUUUUGCUCCAGAUAUGAAAAAUAUGAAUCCAGUUGAAAAAUUCCUUUUCUAUAAAAAAUCUGAACCAGACAAACCUUUUAAACUUAAAAAAGAAAGAGUUAGUAAAUUUUUACCUGAGAAUUUUCAAGAAAUUAGACUAAGAGUCUAUUAUAAAGGAGUUGAUAAAGAGGAAUGUCGUGAAAUAAGGGAAAAGUUUAAAGAGCUUUUGGGAAGCGAGUAUAUUCAAUAAAAAAAGAAACUAUUUGGAAAAUUUAACAUUACUGAUUUGACCUUUUUUAUGUAUUAAAAUUCUUCAAAAUGCUGAUUUUAAUGCAAAAAUUAACAAGUUGUAAG
Molecule: messenger RNA, 1650 nt
Organism: Dimorphilus gyrociliatus
Lineage: Eukaryota; Metazoa; Annelida; Polychaeta; Dinophilidae
Source: the annotation of a GenBank genome assembly